Aspergillus viridinutans is the source of this 864-nucleotide messenger RNA. RefSeq lists its product as uncharacterized. NCBI's taxonomy places the organism in Eukaryota, Fungi, Ascomycota, Eurotiomycetes, Eurotiales, Aspergillaceae. The transcript is spliced from 3 exons. The coding region runs from base 1 to 864 and encodes 287 amino acids. The record is from RefSeq and is a predicted model, not a curated record.
AUGGAUAACUCCGAAGACAUUGUCGAUCCUAGUGUCGUUGCUGAAUUACUAAAGGGGUGUAGAGUAACAUCUGUUGAAAGCCAUGGCAUCAGUUUCUGGGCUAACACAAACCGUCUCGACGUCGAGUUAGCCGACGGAACACCUUUAUCGUUCUUCAUCAAGGUGUUAUCUGGCGAAACUGGCAAGAACAUGGUUCAUGGUGAGUAUGAGUCCAUGAAGGCCAUCUACACCGUCUCCCCAGAAUUCGCUCCAAAGCCAAUUGCAUGGGGCUCGUUCAUAAACACGCCGGAUACGCACUUCUUCCUUUGCGAGUACCGCGAGAUGACGAACGAAAUGCCUGACCCGCAUAAGUUCGCCGCACGGCUAGCAGCGCUACAUCAGGGUAGCGUCUCCCCAACCGGCAGAUUUGGCUUUCAUGUUACGACAUACAGUGGCAAUCUUCCCCAGACCAACGAGUGGGAGGACAGCUGGGAGGUAUUCUUUACGAAGAAUAUGAGAUUGGCGCUCGAUUGCGAAAUUGCGGCUAAGGGAUAUGAUGCUGAAUUCGAUGAACUUGUUCCGGCCCUAUUCGACAAGGUCAUUCCUCGUCUGCUGAGGCCUCUUGAAUCUGAAGGAAGAUUUGUGAAGCCUUCCCUUGUUCAUGGUGAUCUGUGGUAUGCAAACUCUGGUAUCGACCUGGAAACCAACGAGCCCUUGAUUUUCGAUGCAUGCUGCUUUUAUGCCCACAACGAAUACGAAUUCGGUCAAUGGCGACCUGUCUGCAAUCGCUUCGGGCCCGAAUAUCUGGCCGCGUAUCACUCAUAUGUUCAAAUCUCGGCACCGGAGGAGGAUUAUGAUGGUCGUCUUGACCUAUACAAAUUGUGA